This is a messenger RNA of Pangasianodon hypophthalmus (striped catfish), 2886 nucleotides long. RefSeq names its product gap junction protein alpha 10 b (gene gja10b). The record is from RefSeq and is a predicted model, not a curated record. The transcript has a single exon. Bases 1021 to 2484 code for a protein of 487 amino acids. Gene Ontology annotation, cellular component: connexin complex. Lineage: Eukaryota; Metazoa; Chordata; Actinopteri; Siluriformes; Pangasiidae. Gene Ontology annotation, biological process: cell communication.
UUUCAAAGUAUGCUGUUCAUGAAAAACUGAAAUAUUUAAGUAACUGACUGGGUUUCCAGUCACCUUAGAAUAUAUCUUGGCUCCAUCUUGGAUUUUUGGUGUAGCAAAAAAUGGGCUUGCACUACAGCAGUUUAGAAGAUUACCUGAAUCAUCUGGUUCUGUAAGCAUCCCUCAUUUAAUUGUAUUGAUCUGACUAUAUAGAGUUAAGAAAAUUUUAGUUUUAUUUGUAUAAGCUUAAUUAUCUGUCCAUAGUUGUUUUUGGAAAAAUGCUGCAGGUGGAAAAAGCAAGACAGUGUGGAAGAUUCAGUGUUAGAUGUUGAUUCAUCUCAGACAGUGAAGAAAGGCUUCCACAACUGUAGCAGUUACCAACUGAGUUUACUCUAAUGCAUGGCGUUUAAUCAUCCUGCUUCAAAAUCUGAAUCUAACGGUGUUUAAUCGCAUGUUUAUAGGGAAGAUUAUAGCAAUGUAGGGUGGGUAUUGAAACUAGCAAGUGCCCCUCCCCUUAUGUUGUCAGUGACCGAGUUGUGCCAGCUAUUGCCCCGAGGGCGCUGUCCAGCCGCCCACAGAUCAAUAGAAACCUUCUAUUAGUUCAUUGGGUGCAGUACGUCUGGGAUUCAUUUACUGAAGCUAUGCCCAGAGAGAGGAGCUCACCUGCUUUACUGAAGAAGGGAAGAAAUUGGAGGUGCACAGCUAGCGUUGUCUCCGUCAUAAUAACGAAUCAGUGCUGAGAAUCAUCUUUAAUACAAUCAAAAUCGUGUAAGUCUCUGUCUUCUUCACUCUAAAAAAAAAUGGUUCCUCAAGGUUUCUUUAGGGUGAUAGUUCUAAGAGCAAUUUCCCGAAAGGAAACCCUUGGUUUUUGGGUACUACAUAGAACUUUUAUGGGUUUCCCCUCAGAGAGACAAACUGUAGGACCCUUUGGAAACUGUAACUUUUUUCCCUAAGAUUGUAUUUACCUCUUUAACCAAAAGUUAAGUGUAUGUUUUUCACUCUUAUACAACUUUAGGCUAUGUGAAACCAAAAAUGGGUGAUUGGAAUUUUUUGGGAAGCAUCUUGGAGGAAGUUCACAUCCAUUCCACCAUUGUGGGCAAAAUCUGGCUGACUAUCCUCUUUAUCUUUCGCAUGCUGGUCCUUGGAGUUGCUGCUGAAGAUGUCUGGGAUGAUGAGCAAAGUGAGUUUGUGUGUAACACAGAGCAGCCCGGGUGCAAGAAUGUCUGCUACGACCAAGCCUUUCCCAUCUCCCUCAUCAGGUACUGGGUCCUGCAGAUCAUCUUUGUAUCUUCACCUUCUUUGGUGUACAUGGGCCAUGCGCUGUACCGGCUGCGUGCUCUGGAGAAGGAGAGGCACAAGAAGAAAGCCCAGCUCAAAGUUGAGCUGGAAGGGAUAGAGGGAAUACUGGAUGAACAGAAAAGGAUUGAGAAGGAGCUGAGGAAACUGGAAGAACAGAAGAGAGUCAGGAAAGCCCCUCUGAGAGGUUCCCUACUGCGUACAUAUGUGUUUCAUAUUUUAACCAGGUCAGUGGUGGAAGUGGGCUUCAUACUGGGUCAAUAUGCCCUUUAUGGUAUUGGACUGGCCCCACUAUACAAGUGUGAGAGAGACCCCUGCCCCAACAUUGUGGACUGUUUCGUGUCCAGGCCGACAGAGAAAAAUAUUUUCAUGAUCUUCAUGCUGGGCAUCGCUGGGGUUUCCCUCUUCCUAAACAUCUUGGAGAUCUUUCACCUGGGAGUGAAACAGAUCAAGCAGAGCAUAUAUGGCAACACACAUGGUGGAGAUGAUGAGAGUCUUUGCAGGUCAAAGAAAAACUCCAUGGUGCAGCAAGCAUGUGUCCUUACAGAUUGCCUGCCACAGAAAUUUGCACACAUGACCCAAACAUCCUAUGCCAUUGUGACCGAUGGGCAGGUGGAAGCUUUGCCACCCCACAUGCCCCCUAGCAACCCUCUACACACCCCUGAGGCACCAACCAGUGAUGCUGCUGGAUCUGAGCAGCCCAAGCAGCCACGUAUUCUGAGCCAGCCUGAGAUCCAGGCCACCCGUCAACUAGGGGCUGCAGAGCGGCUUUCCACUGUGGACAACCGUGGCCACUCUUCCAGCAGCGAUGACUCCGGACCCAAGGUAUCUGGCCCUCAGAAGGGUGUUGGUCAGCUACCUCGAGCUUCUCUCAGAGCCAGCAACAUCGAGAUCCCAGCAUCCCUUCAGAACUCUGCACGCAAGCAAAGUCGGGUGAGUGCAUGCAAGGACCUGAGUGAGGAGAGUGAUUCGCCAGAACACCACCCCACAGGUAGGAAAGCUAGCUUCAUGUCCCGAGGGCUUUCUGAAAGCAGACUGGCCAUUCCACUAGACAGUCCAAUGUCCAAAAGCGGCUCAGAGUCAGAGGCCAAGCAGCUGGCUCAGAGUGAAAGCCCUGCCAUGACCCCUCCACCUGCUGGUGGGCGCCGCAUGUCAAUGGUAAGAACCUAUUUUCAGGAAAAAAAAAGGUCAUCUGCAUGAAGUGUUUGUAAUGACGAACACUUUUAAAAGGUUAAAUCUAGAAUCAUAAAGCAUUUGGUUUAUCCCUUUAAAAUUCUGUUACAUACAGUUGUGCUAACAGAGAGGGUAUUAGGGAGUUAAGUAAAACAUAAAACACAACGGGGGCAUGCUGUUAUAGGAAAAUAAUCAAUUAUGUGGUCGUGUGAUGUGGCCUGAUAUUGAAUUCCUGUUAGCACCCGGAGCUGAUUAUUUUCCUAUAACAGCACAUACUGAAGUGCUUUAUUCUUCUUACACCACAGCAAUUUUCCAACUAUUAAAUUUUUUUUUAUUUAUUAAAGAGCAAGAUUGUGUACUUUUUACAGCCAGAACUACUGUCAUUGCUGCUGUUAUAGAAAAUUAAUCAGCACCUGCUGACCAAUCAGA